Messenger RNA from Ostertagia ostertagi, 1095 nucleotides. NCBI's taxonomy places the organism in Eukaryota, Metazoa, Nematoda, Chromadorea, Rhabditida, Trichostrongylidae. The record is from the annotation of a GenBank genome assembly.
AUGGAUAGUGGGGUGGCACGUCAGCCGAUCACCGACUGGCAUGCCUAUGAGUCGGAGCUGUACCGCAGGCUGGGUACCGAUGAUAAUAUCCUUCGCUUUGUGAUCAACAAGGCCAAGCAAAAUCCACGUCGUGUGGUAUUUGCAGAAGCUGAAAAUAUUAAAGUGCUGAAGGCAGCACAAACUGUGCUGGAUGAUGGUAUUGCCACGCCGAUCUUACUAGGCAAUGAAGCCCGGAUACGCGGUUUGAUAGCAGAACAUAAUCUUCAUCUGGAGGGAGUACAGAUAAUGGACCCACGGAGUGAUGAUAUGGAAGAGCAGCGGAAUAAGUAUGGCGAUCAGUUCUUUGAGAAAAGAAAACGCCGCGGCUUUAACCUGUUCGAAGCCCGCAAGAUCAUGCGCGACCGUGUGUAUUUUGGUUGUAUGAUGGUAGAGAGUGGAGAGGCCGAUGCGCUGAUCUCCGGUCUGACCCGUAACUACCCCGAUACCGUACGCCCUGCAUUGCAGAUCAUCGGGCUGGAAGAGGGAGCUAAGAAGGUAGCCGGUAUGUACCUGAUGCUCACCAAGAAAGGGCCACUGUUCUUUGCGGAUACCACUGUAAACUUUAAUCCUACAGUGGAUGAGCUGAUUGACAUUACCCUGCUUACCGCUAAAGAAGUGGAGCAGUUCAAUAUCAAACCAAGGAUCGCCAUGUUGUCUUAUUCCAACUUUGGUUCCUCCGAUUCGCCGGAGGCAAGGACGGUAAGAGAUGCAGUGGCAAAGAUGAAGCAGCUGUAUCCUGAUAUGGUGGUAGAAGGCGAAAUGCAGGCGGGCGUUGCCUUUAAUAAAGACUUGCUGCGCGAAAACUAUCCGUUUACAGACCUUGUGAAUGAGUCUCCCAAUGUGCUGAUCUUCCCGAACCUGGCUGCCGGUAAUAUUGCUUAUCACCUGUUGCAGGAAGUGGGUAGUGCUGAGGCAGUUGGCCCGAUCCUGCUGGGGCUGCGUAAGCCGGUGCAUGUUUUGCAGCUGGGCAGUACCGUUCGCCAGAUCGUAAAUAUGGUAGCCAUUGCCGUUGUUGAUGCGCAGGUAAAAUGUCCUGGAAAGGGCGAAACUUUAUAG